AUGAUGAGCCACUAUUUCGCUUGUAUUCUGCUACUUUCAGUUUUUAUUUUUGACGCUUCAACAGCAAAAAGUACAGAAGAUGCCGUGGUUUCCAGCGGAACUAAGGUAUAUUUUUUUUCAAAGUUUUUUUUUCCAUUACAGGCAAAUGUGCAAAGAUUUUGAAAAAUGCUUAUUUUGAAUAUUUUCAGUGGAAACGCCUGGGUAAAAUAAGAGUUUUAGGGUUUUUUUUUCGAAAAUUAACUGGAAGCCUGGAUAUCAAGGCUGAGGGCUAAAAUAGAAAAAAGACACAAAAAAAGAGGUCCAUUUUGCGUUUCACUUUCAAAUGUUUUGUUCUUCAGCUCUCACUGUUCCGUGAUUGAUUUAUGAAAGAUCUCUCCUCAUUUUUCUACGUUUCGCUUCAAACUUUCGAACGCAAAAAAGUGAUACACGAUUUAUCGCGAAAUAGUAAAUUACUGAGUAUUACACAGCGAUUUGGAAAAAGUUUUAGUCAUGUAGGAAGACUCUUAUUCAAGGUUCUGGAUAAGUCUAUACUCAUUUAGACUUCUAAACAGCAUAUAUACUGCUGAUUCAAACUGGAUCCAUCAAAAAAAAGGUUGGUGGAGAGCGCAGACCAGCCACGCCCCUUUGCGUUUCAAGCUAAUUGGGAAUCGGCUAAUAACACUCAGGAACUGGUGGGGGAAGUACCGGGUCUCGGGCUCUUAUUAUUGCCUUUUGAGUGGAAAAAACCUCUUUCAAAGCGUUGAUUUCAUUUUUAUUUUAGCUGCGUAUUUUGCAUUGAAUCUGUUUCAAACUCAAUCAUCUUGAUAAUGAAAGAUGUGGAAAAAAACGGAACUUAUCGGCUUGUAUGACCAAAAAAGAAGAAAAAAAAAAUGAAAAGAGACACCCGCCGAGUCUCCUUCUGAGACGCCGCCACCAGCGCCUGAGCAUUUUUUUGUAUACGAAACAAGAAUAUUUUCUUCCGGAUUAAACAGAAAAUGGAUUGUAGAAACUGGUGCAAAAGAUGGUGACUUGUAUAACCCCGGUGGAUACAGUACUUGCGGCAAAAGUCGCCGAAUGUACAGAUGAUGUAUGCGUCCGCACCGCCCGUCAAUACACCAAAAAGGCCUAUCCAGUUGACUUCACCGCUUCAAUUCAACCUUGUCUCAACAACCAGACAGCCGAGACGACGAAAUUAGGGACAUAA
Messenger RNA from Caenorhabditis auriculariae, 1183 nucleotides. NCBI's taxonomy places the organism in Eukaryota, Metazoa, Nematoda, Chromadorea, Rhabditida, Rhabditidae. The record is from the annotation of a GenBank genome assembly.